Molecule: messenger RNA, 2539 nt
Organism: Pygocentrus nattereri (red-bellied piranha)
Lineage: Eukaryota; Metazoa; Chordata; Actinopteri; Characiformes; Serrasalmidae
Gene: slc46a1
Product: solute carrier family 46 member 1
Exons: 6
Coding region: 177-1607 (476 amino acids)
Biological process (GO): transmembrane transport
Cellular component (GO): plasma membrane
Molecular function (GO): transmembrane transporter activity
Source: RefSeq, a predicted model, not a curated record
AAGAAGCUGAACAGGCUAUUUUUCACGUGACCUGACAAAGUUCGGGGUGAAAACGCAGCUACCGCUGCAGCUCAGACUGGGGAACUUCUCAGCUGGACUUUUUCCCCAACCUGAAGCGUCGCCAAACGGAGGUUUCUGCGUGGCUCGGCUGCGGUUUUGAAGGGUGGUCUGCUGUCAUGGAGGAAGACUCGGACACUAGAGAGAUUUUGCCUGCAGACGCGCUGGACCCGCAGCCGGCGGAGUCGGUCGAAAGCUCUUCCUCCUGCAGAGCUCCGCCGUACUCGUGUCCCUUUUCGGUCACCGUGGAGCCCGUAUUGUUUCUGUCCACCUUCUCUCUGGCGCUGCAGAUGCCCCUCUACACUCAGUACCUGUGGGACCGCAUUAGCGAGGAUCUGGGCUACAACGGCACGAAAGGAGGAGGAUGCAACUCUUCCGCUCCACACGACCGGCUGCAGAAGGAGGUCGAAGCUCUUACUGCGCACUGGAACUUGUACAUCAGUUUGGGAGGUUUUCUGGUGGGCCUCUUCGUGGUGAUCCUGCUUGGCUCAUGGAGUGAUCAAGCAGGUCGCCGCUUGGUUCUGAUCAUCCCCAGUCUGGGCCUUGCUGUCCAGGCUAGUAUCUAUCUGAUUGUGAUGUACAUGAAGCUGCCUGUAGCCUGGUUCCUCUUGGGAAGGAUCUGCAGUGGCCUCUCUGGGGAUUUUAAUGCCAUCCUGGCUGGCUGUUUUGCUUAUGUAGCAGACACCAGUGACAAGCGCUCUCGCACCUUUCGUGUGGCAAUACUGGAGGCAUGUGUGGGUCUCGCUGGAAUGUUUGCAAGCAUUAUUGGAGGAGAAUGGCGACGUGCACAAGGGUAUAUCAGCCCUUUCUGGCUUGUUCUAGCCAUAAACCUGGCCACAGCGCUGUACGCUUACCUCUUUGUGACUGAAUCGGUCACUCCUGAUCCUGAGGCAAGGCUGUUCUCUGCCCGGCACCACAGAGCUGUCUAUGAUCUCUAUACGUCUGGAGGGCAGGGAGGACACAGGGCUAGGCUGUGGCUCUACACUCUCUGCUUCUUCCUUGUGGUCACUGUGCACUUUGGCUCUCGGGAACUGUAUGUGCUCUAUGAGCUAAGUUCUCCUCUGUGCUGGGACUCUGAGCUGAUUGGCUUUGGUUCUGCUGCUCAGCACAUGUCAUACCUCAGCAGCCUGCUGGGCCUGAAGGCUUUCCAGUUGUGUCUAGAGGAAUCCUGGGUGGCCAUCAUAGGCCUGGCCUCCAACAUCACGAGUUUGGUAGUGUUUUCUGUGGCAAACACCACAGCUCUCAUGUUCACAGGAUAUGGACUGUCUUUAUUCCUAAUGACCUCCACUCCAGUUCUGAGAUCCAAACUAUCCAAACUGGUGGACCCUUCAGAGCAAGGUGCUCUGUUUGCCUGUGUGGCUUGUGUUGAAGGUCUCUGCUCACUGGUGGCCAGUGGAGUCUUUAACUCUCUGUAUCCUGCCACCUUACAUGUCAUGAAGGGCUUCCCCUUCCUCUUCGGAGCCUUUGUACUCCUCAUCCCUGCUGGAAUAAUUGGGAGCUUGAAGUGCCAAGAACAAAGAAUGAUCAACAGGGAAACUGCAGUGAACUGAAAUUGGCUGUGCAAGAUCCUUGCCACUUAAUGACAGCAAAGGGACCCAGAGGCUUUUUACUCAGUUCGUGACCAAGGGUGUGUUUUCUGCAGAAAUGGACAAAUAUGACAAAAGACAUUUCAAGGCACAAAGGUGUGUCUGUGUGCUGCUAAUCAUUUUUAAACCAAAGAACAACCUUCAAAAAACAAUACAUGAUUAAUCAUUUUUAAAUGAUUAAUCAUUUGUAAAGGUGUAGUAGUUAAUACCUCUUUCGAAUACUGAUGUGUACUUUCACAAGUCUUUUUUGGUUUUUAGGUAUUAAUUGAAUAUUGCUCCUGAUAUAAUUGUAUCUCUCCAGCAUCAGAACUGGUAAGUAAGGGAAUUCUGUGUGAACAGAUGUUGAGGAGUCAGCACUGCUAUUUCACUUAAAUUCUUUCAUUUAAAUCUGUCAGUAGUUUACAUCAGUUGCUGAGAUUAACAAGAGGAGUGGCACUGCAGAGCAGUGUCUAAAGAAGUCUGGGAUUACCGAUUUACAUGGUUGUCUGAAUAGAAGUCCCCUAAGUGGACCCAGAUAACAGCACAGGACACAGGUCUCCACUAAAACAUACACAGUUCAGCUCUCACUGGUGCCAUUCUAAAAAACAACAUCCAUCCUUCCAUUGACACCAACAUUCAUGUCUGCUUAUGUUAGUCUUAUUUUAUUUCCUACUAAACGCCCAGGGGGCAGAUGCAGUAUGACAUCAUAACUGGAAAAUGAGACUGUAUGUAAUAUCACUUUUUAUUUUUACAGCCUUAUGACCUAUAUGGAGAGGAAAUUAGUGUCCUGUCAGCUCUAAUAGUACAACCACAGUGCAGAUUUCAAACAAGGAUCUCUAUUUCACACCAGCAUAUACCAGUGAAUACUACUGUACAAUUUAAUUCUGUACAUAAAUAAAGGAAUAUUUUCAAAAACA